Bombus huntii is the source of this 1116-nucleotide messenger RNA. RefSeq names its product UMP-CMP kinase (gene Dak1). Gene Ontology annotation, cellular component: cytoplasm; nucleus. The record is from RefSeq and is a predicted model, not a curated record. Lineage: Eukaryota; Metazoa; Arthropoda; Insecta; Hymenoptera; Apidae. The transcript is spliced from 3 exons. Gene Ontology annotation, molecular function: UMP kinase activity; ATP binding. Gene Ontology annotation, biological process: CDP biosynthetic process; UDP biosynthetic process; 'de novo' pyrimidine nucleobase biosynthetic process. Bases 351 to 953 code for a protein of 200 amino acids.
UCCCUAGCAGGUGUUGAGACCUGCUUACAGGACCGUGGUAUAAACUGAAGAAAUGUUAUAUUUUUAUUUAUUUUAACGAAAUAAAAAAGAUUUUUAAUCUCAUGCAUUUAAAAAAAAAAUGACAAUAACUGUACUAUUUUUUCGAUCUUCCCCGAUUGAGUUCUUCUUGUAAUAGUAAAAUAAAGCUUCCUAAAAAAAAAAACUGUUGUGAAAUAGUCAAAAUUGGGAAAAGUCGUUAAACUGUAUACCAAAAACCUUGUUCUUGAAAAAUCCCCAUAAUAUCUCCAUGUUAAUAUUCAUAGGACGAUAGAUGAGUAUAGGUACUUUCAGGAGGACUGCGGCUUUUUAAAAUGUCUGCAAAACAGAAAUUCGAAGUUUUAUUUAUUUUGGGUGGUCCUGGUGCGGGUAAGGGAACAUUGUGCAGGUACAUCACUAAAAAAUAUGGUUAUGUCCAUUUGUCAGCUGGAGAUCUGUUAAGAGAGGAACGUAUGAAGCCGAAUUCAAAGUACGGAGAACUUAUCGAAAAUUAUAUUAAAGAUGGAAAAAUUGUGCCAGUCGCAAUUACUUGCAGUCUUCUAGAUAAUGCCAUGCAGACCAGCAAUAGUCCGCAUAAAAGGUUCCUGAUUGAUGGUUUUCCAAGAAACCAGGACAAUGUUGAUGGUUGGAAUGAGGCAAUGUCAGAAAAAUGUGUAAUAAAAGGGGUAUUGUUCUGUGAAUGUAGUAAAGAAGUAUGUACCCAGAGAUGUUUAAAUCGUGGUGCAGCAGGAAGUGGCAGGUCUGAUGACAAUGAGGAAGUUUUAGUCAAAAGACACGAAACUUACAUUACAAAUACAUUACCUAUAAUUGAGUAUUAUGAGAAGCAAAACUUUGUAUACAAAGUUAAUAGUAUGCAAUCACCAGAUAAAGUAUUCGAAGAUGCUAAAGAGGUUUUAUCUAAAAUUGGAUGGUUAUGAAUUAGUAGGAAAUGUUAAUUGAUCUCAGUGAGAUCAAGUUAUAAUCCAUUUGCAUUUAAUGUUAUUUCAUAAAAGAAAAAAAAAAUGUACAUAUAUAUGUAUAUGUAUUGUAAGAAAAUUUAAUUCAUACUAGUGCAAUAUAUUAUAUUUAUACUGUCUUUAA